Messenger RNA from Epinephelus fuscoguttatus (brown-marbled grouper), 1403 nucleotides. Its product is annotated as erythroblast NAD(P)(+)--arginine ADP-ribosyltransferase-like. Bases 99 to 1130 code for a protein of 343 amino acids. The record is from RefSeq and is a predicted model, not a curated record. The transcript has 2 exons. Gene Ontology annotation, molecular function: NAD+-protein-arginine ADP-ribosyltransferase activity; NAD+ poly-ADP-ribosyltransferase activity. NCBI's taxonomy places the organism in Eukaryota, Metazoa, Chordata, Actinopteri, Perciformes, Serranidae.
AUUGCUGUCCCUCUGACAGGUGUUUCUGCUUGACUGAAGGACUUGCCAAAGAUCAUUUGUCUAACAACUGUGUCUCCUGGUGUCUGGUUUGGUGGAAGAUGGCAGCAGUGACCUUCUGGGCAGCAGUGUUGCUCACUUACGGAGUCUCUACAGGAAUUGCAAUGGUCCCCAGUGGAUCAUCUCAGGGCCAAGGUAGAUAUGCGAAGGCCUCCAGAGGAUCCUCGAAGGUCCCAAGUAGAUAUCAGAAGGCCUCAAGAGCAUCUUCGCCAGUUGCCAGUGGAUCUUCGAACAUCCCCAGUGCAUCUUGGCAGGCUCCCAGUGGAGCUGGGUCCUCGGCUGGGGCAAACACUAUCCUUAGACUGGACAUGGCUCCAAACUCUGUUGAUGACAUGUACCAAGGCUGCAAAGAUAAGAUGUACCAGAAUCUCCAAGAAUUACUGGCGAAUGAGAAGAACAAAAACCCCACAUUCAAAGGGGUCUGGGAGAGCUCAGAGCAAUGGUACGACAACAAAUCUAAGAAAUCAAAACCAGCCCUGGGGAAAGACCGUCUUAUGGCUAUUUACUGUUACACCUUUGGUGGAGACAAUAAAGUGUAUCUUGAUUUCAAUACUGCAGUUCGAACCCAGAAAGAUCAGUACACCACCACAUUCAGGUAUCACGCACUUCACUUUCUCCUGACCGACGCCAUUCAAACUCUCAGAGAACGCAGGCUCUCAAACCUCGCUCCGGGAGAGGACAGAUGUGUCACUGGCUACCGCCGUGUUGACACAACCUUUGACCAAGUCGUCAACACGCAGCUUCGAUUCGGCUCUUUUACUUCAACCUCAAAAGAUCAGUAUGCCAACAAAUAUUUUGGAGACAAGACGUGCUUUAAGAUUUACACGUGCUUUGGAGCAGACGUCUCCAUGUAUUCUCCAUAUCCAGAAGAACGCGAAGUGCUGAUUCCUCCUUACGAGGUCUUUAAAGUGGUAGGGGUGAAGAAGAGAUCUCAGUAUAAGAAUCUUCCAUGUAAGGUGGAAUAUGAACUCAGGAGCACAGGCAUAGGCACGCGUAGGAAUCUGAAUUGUGAUCUUUUCAAGAAGAAACGUAAGUGUAAAAUUCUCAACCAUUUUAAGCCUUGCAUAGGUUAAGUGUGUUCCGAGGUUAAGUUAAGUUCUACUGUGCAACAAGUGUUUAAGAAAAAAAAGUUGCAUUAAAACUAAUCCUUAAGUUGUGUAAUUGUUAAAGUGGGUCUGUAUUAAAAUGAAUAUCAAGAAUUUGUUCUUACACGGAAAAAGAAAAACAGGGGCCAUAUUCACAGAGCUUCCUCGGGCUGAGAGUCGCUCCUAGUGUUGAAAUUCUAAGAAAAUUCUUAGAAUUGUGACAGUCUUCGAAUUUCCCCUUAAAGUUAAGACUAGGUCUUU